AUGGAAACUGAACCUUCUACAGACAAUGAAACACACAGUCCAGAAAACCAGUAUGGUGAGUGUACAAAUUAUCAUGAAUUAAUUUCUAAAUCGACUAAAUCCACCAACAUAGAAAAAGAAGCACCAAUAGAGACAUGCAGUAACUCAAUUGGAAAUGAAUGUAGUAUAAAUUUAGUUGCUGCUGAUGUUGUGGUUAUGGAAACUGAACCUUCUACAGAGUUUAUAGAUAAUCAAUAUGAUGAAUUAAUAGCUAUAUCUACCAACAAAGACCUAAAAUCACAAAUAGAGACGUAUAAGAACACUUUUGGAAAUGAAUUAUCUAAAUUUGGAAGUGAUCCAGCGAUAUUCAGUUCUAUUCAAACUCAAAGCAUAAGCCCUGAAUUACUGGAUUAUUUGUUCAAAUGUGGACCGAUGCAGCCAUCAUCUAGUGAAAUGCCCAAAAACUGUUUUCCAAAAGACUCUCAUGGGAGAUCGUUCCACGAUAACUGGUUUUGGAAAAAAUUACCUACCGGAGAAUUAAUUCGAAGAAAGUGGAUGUCAUAUUCAACAAUUCAAAAUCGACUGUAUUGUCUUAAUUGUGCGCUAUUUGGAAGAAAUAGAAAAUGUCAUUGGGUUUGUGAUGGGUUUGCAGAAUGGAAAAAUGGCCCAAUUAAAAUUAUGAAACAUGAAAUAACCGAAAAUCAUGUAUUUGCUUCAAUUAAAGCAUCAUAUAAGGAAGCUGCUUUUCCACUUAUUCCUUCAUUAAAAGAAAAUGAAAUGAAAAAAAUAGUACAGAACAAGGAGGUUAUCAGACAUUUAAUUGACAUAGUGUUGUAUUUGGGGAGACACUGUUUACCUUUUAGAGGUCAUAGAGAGGGUUGGGAAGAUGAUGCUCGUGGAAAUUUUAAAGAUUUAGCUAUCUUAUUGGCAAAGUAUUCACCUCCAUUAUCAUGUCAUUUAACUGAAGUCAAAAUUAGGGGAAAACAUACACACAAUUUUGUAUCAUGGAAUCGACAAAAUCAGUUAAUAUUAGCUAUUGCAACUAAUAUUCAUACCACAUUUGACGUGUCAAGAAAAGAGCAAUUGUCACUGGUUAUUCGUUAUAUAAAUAAAAGUAGCGGUGUAGUCAGUGAACGGUUAAUAGCUGUUAGAGAAACAUUAAUGACUACCGGUCAACAUUUAUUUACAGUUCUUGAUGAUAUAUGUAAAGAUAUGUGUUUAGAUUGGAAAACUUAUCUAAUUGGGCAAUCUUAUGACGGUGCUGCCUCAAUGAGAGGUGCAUACAAUGGCUUACAAGCUAUUGUAAAAGAGCAUAAUUCAUCAGCUACUUACGUUUGGUGUUGGGCGCACAAAUUUAAUUUGGUUAUAGUCGAUGCUGUAAGUUCCUGUUCACAAGCUAGAGACUUAUUUGGUACAUUGGAAACACUUUAUGAUUAUAUAGGCAGUACAAGUUUAAAAGAUGCCAAAAUAAAAUGUAGUAAAGCAACUCAUACCUCAGAUUUAUCAGAAAUUGAAAAUAAAGAAACUAGAAAACUUCGAUGCAAAAUAUUUGGCGAUGCUGAUAAUUAUGGUUUUCAAUUUAAAAAAAAAUCCCCUUCUAGAAAGUUAUUUCUUGAUGAACUUGCUAUUGRCUUGAUUAACAGUAUUUGUGAUUCACUUAAACGUGAAAGUAGGUUAGGACUUACUGGUUGA
This is a messenger RNA of Diuraphis noxia (Russian wheat aphid), 1671 nucleotides long. RefSeq lists its product as uncharacterized. The record is from RefSeq and is a predicted model, not a curated record. NCBI's taxonomy places the organism in Eukaryota, Metazoa, Arthropoda, Insecta, Hemiptera, Aphididae.